AGGAAAAAAAAAAAAAAGAAAAAGCAAGGAAAGUAUAAUAUCAAAGAAGGAAGCAAGCAAGCUUGGCCCUGAAGAGAAGAACCUCUGCAAUCUCAUCUGAGAUAAAAAUUGUAAAAUAUUAAAAAGGAAAAAAGUGUUAAAUAAAUUAUAAAUAAUAAAAAGAUAAAAAAUUUACAAAGGGGAAAAGGAAAGGAGCUUAGGUUCUGUAAUUAUUUAGGAACGAGAACAGUUGGCAGUGGUUAGGCUGUCUUUUAAGAACAUACAUACAUACAUGUCACCUGUAAGCUUGGGCAGGUAAGCAAAGUUUCAAUCUUUAUCAUUCUUUCUGACUUCACUCUCUCUUAUGUGCUUUAUCUCUCUAGGCUUGUAGCUCUCUUGCAUGUUUGAUAGGGUGAACAUAAAAGGUUGGAAUUUGAUGCUUCUUUUUGCUGUUUCGUGCAAGUGCCAAAUUGGUGAUUGGUGAAUUUGGUUUCCUCUUGUAGAAUUUAAGCUUAGCAUUUGAUGCUUUUAGAGGUACUGUCAAACACCCAAUUUGGGGGACUGUGAAUGAGACUCUGCCCCAUUGCAGUCCUUGUCUAAUUCAAGUUAGAAUUUGAUGCUUUUUUUUUUUUUGGAUACCAUUAUGAGAAUAUCUCAAAAGGGUUUCUCCAAAUUCCUUUUCUUGGUUCUUGGAAUGUUGUUAGGUCGUGGUUCGAAACUUGAUUGCAAGUUGAGGACUUGAGUUGAUCCGCCUCAAUUGGGUUUGAGUUGAAGAGAUUCAAAACUGCUUAACAUAAUCAAUCACAUUGAUGUUUAAUAGAGUUUGAGAUUGUUAAAAAAAUAGUUCUUCUCUAAGUUAAAAGGAAAAAGGGAAUCUGCUUUCCUUUUAUUACACUGUUGAGCUGUUACUUAGCUAAUGCCAUCGUUUGUCUACGUCCACUUUAUGCUCUGAAAGGUUCACUUUCUUGUCUGUGGGAAGCAUUUUCUUUUUUGCCUUACAGCCGAGUGGACUUGAUCCUAGGGUUUUUGGUAGAAGAGGUCAACAGUUGGUCCCUGUAAGAUUUUGGGCCUGAUGCAUUGAUUUCUUCUUUUACUUUGUGUCUCUAGGAUGCUGCAAUGAGAGGUUUCUUUUACUUUAACAUCCCCUCAGUUCUAUAAAGCUGCCAUGAUUACUUGUUCCUUGUUCAGUCUGCAAGAUAUCCCCAGCUAAUUUGGUCAAACCAACUUUUCCUCUAAUUUUAUGCUACUUCCCUUCUGUUAAAUAUCUAUUCUUAGCCCAGUCUAGUUCAGCUGUUGAGCAGGGAUUGAUUUCAAAUUUGCAAUUAUAGAUAGGUUGAGUUUCCUUAGACUUGGGGUAUAGCUUUGGAAUCUAGAGCAUGUCUACUGGUGAUAAUGAUGAUGUGGGAUUUAAACACAGACGCCAGAGCCUUAUGAAUUGUCCACCUUCACAGAUGAACACGAACCACUUGUCUGACAAAGUUGAUGGAUCAAUGAAUUCAAUAUCAAAGGCACCGGAUCCUUUCUUUGGUUCUGGUUGGGAUCCAAUUGUUUCACUGAGUCAGAGUGAAGGCCUUGGAGGUUCUUCAAUGGUUUCUCACACUGAAUUUGCCAAUUCUCAUUACCCUCUUCUAAUGGAAGAUCAGGGCAUUAGUGGCACUUCCCACUUUUCCCAGAUUCAAUCUAAUCCAAGCUUUGUUGAGCUGGUGCCAAAGCUUUCGGAUUUUGGUAGUGGAAAUUUGUCAGAAAUGGUUGGUCCCUUCAGUCUACCGCAAUGCAGCCAGAUUGCCAACAGCAGGUGCCCCCCAAAUUAUGCUCUAAACCCCAAGGUUGGCAAUGAAAGGGCUUCAACAAAUUGUACACAAUCUCUUGGUGAGCACCAAAUCUCAGAAGAGCGAGCUGUAGGCACUCCGCCCAAUGGAAAGAGCAGAAAACGAGCCCUUGAGUCAAACUCUCAACUAAGAUCAUACCAGAAUGCUGACGAGGAGCCUCGAAAGGAUCCUUCCAGAGAGGGCUGUGAUGUUCCAAAAGAACAGGAUGGGAAGAAACAGAAAUCUGAACAAAAUGCGGGCGCAAAUUCACGUGGUAAGCAAGUUGCAAAACAAGCUAAAGACAGUUCUCAAACUGGAGAAGCUCAUAAAGAAAAUUACGUCCAUGUGAGAGCAAGAAGGGGUCAGGCUACAAAUAGUCACAGCCUGGCAGAAAGGGUCAGACGGGAAAAGAUAAGUGAGAGAAUGAGAUUGCUUCAAGAACUUGUACCAGGAUGCAGUAAGAUUACUGGGAAAGCUGUAAUGCUUGACGAGAUUAUCAACUAUGUCCAGUCACUGCAACAGCAGGUUGAGUUUUUGUCAAUGAAACUUGCCACUGUUAACCCAGAGCUAAACCUUGAUUUAGAGAGAAUUCUAUCUGAAGAAAUUCUUCAUUCACGAGGUGAAAGUGCUGCUGCAGUUCUCGGAUUUCGUCCGGGGAUAAACUCCUCUCAUUCUUUCUCCCCUGGUAUCUUUCAGGGAACAAUGUCAGGCAUCCCAAGUACAAAUCCACAAUUCUCUCCCUUGCCUCAGACUGUACUAGACAAUGAGCUGCAAAAUCUUUUUCAAAUGGGAUUUUAUUCCAGUUCAGCCAUGGACAGUUUGGGACCAAAUGCAGGUCGUUUAAAAUCAGAGCUUUGAUACGUGCAAGAAGUUGAAAUAAAAAGGCUUUUAGUUCCUUCUAACCCAAGCAAUCCAAUGUUUCAAGUUGACUGCAGAUAAACUCAUCUAGAGAAGAAAAUUGGGGAAAAAAUUGAGGGUGAAGUGGCGAAAGAAGGAAAAACCAGGAUUAUUCAGCUGUACAGGUUUUUUUUUUUUUGGUUAAUUUUAGCGUCAAGGGAUUUCUAGGCUUUGUCCAAUACAUUCCUUCCCGGGCCAGUUUUUAAGUUCCUAACUGUUUGUUAUCAGAAUUUUUAGCCGAGGAAUAUAACUCGAUAGAAUUACAAAUCAUGUAUAUUAAAACAACAAAGCAAGAGUUGGUUGAUGGAAUUUUGAGUUUUAAUUGGUAUUUUGUAGGGGGUGUUAAGAAAAUUAUCUUGUAAAGAAAUUUUCAUUUUCCUUUGUUAUUUUCUUACCACGAGUAUAUUUGGUUUAAAAUAAAGCAGUUAUUAAUAACGUAAAUGAGAAUUCAA
Molecule: messenger RNA, 3136 nt
Organism: Durio zibethinus
Lineage: Eukaryota; Viridiplantae; Streptophyta; Magnoliopsida; Malvales; Malvaceae
Product: transcription factor bHLH74-like
Biological process (GO): regulation of DNA-templated transcription
Cellular component (GO): nucleus
Molecular function (GO): DNA-binding transcription factor activity; protein dimerization activity
Source: RefSeq, a predicted model, not a curated record